AUGGCUCUUUUUCUCAACGCCUCCUUAUCUUCCACUUCCAAAACCCAUCACCGUCUUUCCUUUUCAACCACCUCCACAACUCCUCCUCCGUUUCUGAGAACCAAUCCGAAGCAAACUCAACAACCUCCUCCAAAACUCACAUUAUCAUUCGUCGAAUCCGUGUCUAGUGCUACCCUCGUCGCUCUUCUAUCUGCUUCUCUCUUCUUUGUUCAUCCCGCGCUAGCAUUCAAGGGUGGAGGACCAUAUGGGCAAGGGGUUACUAGGGGACAAGAUCUUUCUGGCAAAGAUUUCAGUGGCAAGACACUCAUCAAACAAGACUUCAAAACGUCUAUACUGCGACAAGCCAAUUUUAAAGGUGCAAAAUUAUUAGGUGCUAGCUUCUUUGAUGCUGAUUUAACAGGUGCUGAUCUUUCGGACGCUGAUCUUAGAAGUGCAGAUUUUUCUCUGGCAAAUGUUACAAAGGUAAAUUUGAGCAAUGCUAACUUGGAAGGUGCACUUGUAACCGGAAAUACAUCUUUUAAGGGAUCAAUUAUUACAGGCGCCGAUUUCACUGAUGUGCCACUAAGAGAAGAUCAACGCGUAUACCUCUGCACAAUUGCUGAUGGAGUGAACUCAACGACUGGAAAUGCUACGCGUGAUACAUUGCUGUGCAAUUAG
Vicia faba (fava bean) is the source of this 657-nucleotide messenger RNA. The record is from the annotation of a GenBank genome assembly. NCBI's taxonomy places the organism in Eukaryota, Viridiplantae, Streptophyta, Magnoliopsida, Fabales, Fabaceae.